Messenger RNA from Uloborus diversus, 1071 nucleotides. It is a transcript of the gene eIF3h, whose product is annotated as eukaryotic translation initiation factor 3 subunit H-like. Gene Ontology annotation, cellular component: eukaryotic translation initiation factor 3 complex; cytoplasm; eukaryotic 43S preinitiation complex. The coding region runs from base 32 to 1027 and encodes 331 amino acids. The transcript is spliced from 7 exons. The record is from RefSeq and is a predicted model, not a curated record. Gene Ontology annotation, molecular function: metallopeptidase activity; protein binding; translation initiation factor activity. Lineage: Eukaryota; Metazoa; Arthropoda; Arachnida; Araneae; Uloboridae.
UCGAGAGCCAAAUAAAUGUUUUCAGUUCAAAAUGGCUGCCGUGAGAAAUGCUCGCCACGAUCCUGAAUCGGAAAGUCCGAUUGACUACGUUCAAAUUGAUGGAUUGGUGGUUUUGAAAAUCAUAAAACAUUGCCAUGAAGAAGGUGCUGGCGUUACCGAUGUUGCUCAAGGUGUUCUUUUGGGCUUGGGGGUCGAUAAUCGUCUGGAAAUAACAAAUUGUUUCCCUUAUCCUAGACAUACUGAUGAGGAAGAUUUUGACGAAAUGGAAUACCAAAUGGAAAUGAUGAGGCAUCUUCGUCAUGUUAAUGUUGACCAUCUUCAUGUGGGAUGGUACCAGAGCACACAUUUUGGCAGUUUUUACAACAAACCCCUUUUAGAAUCCCAGUUCAAUUAUCAGAGCUCCAUAGAAGAAUCUGUUGUUCUAAUAUAUGAUCCAAUGAGAACAAGUCGUGGAUUCCUCUCUCUGAGAGCUUAUCGACUUUCUAAUACUGCUAUGAAGUUGUACAAAGAAGGCGAAUUCACUUUGGAUAUGCUUAAGAACCUUCAUGUAUCAUAUGGCAAAAUCUUUGAAGAGAUAACUGUUAUUAUUAGAAAUUCUCAUCUUGUAAAUCUUCUGAUGUGUGAAAUAGCUGACUGGAUGCCUGAAGAAGAUAGCAACCAAUUUUUAGACAUGGGAACUGCCUCUGUAUUGGAAAAGAGUCUUCAAGCUAUGAUGGAAUGUGUGGAUACUGUCAGCCAAGAAACCAAUAAACUAACUAAUCAUCAGAGGCAGAUUAUCAAGCAGCAGCAAGCAAAAAAUCAGUACAUCCAGAAAAGGGCUGCAGAAAAUGCUGCUCGUUCUGCUAAAGGGGAACCACCUCUACCUGAUGAUGACAUCAACAAGUUGUUCAAGCCCAUUCCGCCACCCUCACGUUUGGAUGCUCUGCUAGUAUCUGGUCAAAUUGAUAGCUAUUGCAAGCAAAUAUCUCAAUUUUCGUCUCAGAACUUGGCCAAACUUUUCAUGACCGAAGCCUUGCAACAAAAGUGAUGUAUAUUUAAAUGUAAAAGAUGAUUUAUUAAAUGUACUUCCAA